AUGUCGCGGACGGACGUGGGCCCUUCACCUCUGUCACCCUUUUCUAUGAGCAGCAACGCCUCGGACUCCGUUGUUGGACGAUACGCCGGCGGAAGCAUCAGUCACCCCGCGGGGACGCCCAACGACGUGCCAUAUAGUGGUGGACCGUAUGGCGCCGCGAGACCAACCGGGAGCUCACCACCAUCCUCGCAACACCCCAGCGGCUCGACCGAUCUGUCGCGACCCUCGAUGGUCGGCAGCAGCGUGAAUGGCAACCGACCGCCUUCGACCGCCUCUUCCGUCGGCAUGUCGAACGAUGGUCGCAUGGGCUUUGGGAGGCCACCGCCGGGGAAUCGCGACAGCGGGAGGAGUACUUACAACCCAGAUGGCGAAGAAGCCUUGUCAAGACACUACGCUGCGUUGAAGAACCACCUGGCGAAACACCUGCAAGAUGAGACGGGCAACAUCAGACCUAACAGGGCGCGAGACAAGCUGUUGCGGCUGUCUGUCACGCAGUUCAUGGAGCUCAGUACAGAUGUGUACGACGAGCUGAUCCGCAGAGAGGACGAGCGAAUGCAGCGAGUGGACAGUGUCCCACGAUUUCUCCCCCCGAAGCAGAACUUCCACCCCAAACGGAAUCAAGCACGGCAAAAGCUGUCCACUUUGCCCCUCGAGCGCUUUCGGCAGCUCGCGACAGACGUCUUCUACGAACUUGAGCGGAGGAUACCUCGAUUUGCUGGCGGCAACAUAAGUCGACCUAGGAGCACGACCAGUAACGCUAGCAGCCGCAGUCAAGUGCCGAGUCAAGGUGGUCCGCGGCCGCCUCCUGGACAAUACCGCUACCCUCCACCGGGAGGUCGAGGUCGUGGCUAUCCACCUCCUAGUCCUUAUGGUCCAGGUCCGGGUGGCAUGAUGUCGCCAGGUCCUCGAAGACCCAGCGAAGCAGGAUCACUCGGUCGGCCACUUCCGAAACAUUUUCAGAGCAGUACUAUCAUCCCGAACAAGAGCAUCAUGGUCGAAGACGAUGAGGUGGAAGACGAUGAAGAUGCAUUUGGCCUGGAUCACAUCUCGAAUGGCAUCAGCCAGCGACCAGAUACAGGGUCAGCUGAGGACAGGGAGAAGAUUCAGGCUCAAGAGAUGGAGAUAUCCGAACUGAAGGAAAAGCUCGCGAGCCUAGAAACACAAAAAGGUUCAUCAGAAGAAGAGCGUACAGCCUGGACGACUCUGCGGGAGGAGCUUGAGCAGAAGAAUGUGGACGCUACAACUUUGGUCGACAGUCUACAGCAAGAGCUGGCCUCGUUCAGGUCCAAGUCGGAAGAUGAUGAUGAGAUUCGCGAACAACAUAAUCGUAAUAUGCAAGCACUGCAAGAUCAGCUCGAGGAAAUGCAUGAGCGCCGAGAGGAGCUUGAGCAGAUGCUGCAAACGCACCAGGAAGAGAAUGACAACCUCCGCGAUCAGCUUACCCACGUACCUCAGCACGACGACGAUCUCAAGCUGCUGCAAGUACAAAUCGAGACACACCAAGCGGAGAGUGAAGGACUGAAACGACAGCUGCAAGCCCGCAAAGAUUCCAUGCCUUCGGCAGAUCACGAACAGCGGAUACACGAGCUGGAGGAAGAGCUUAGCAGGCAAGAGAAGAUAUCUAAUGAAGUCCGCGAAGAGGCUAUGACCUACCUCCGAGAAAUGCGCGAGCUCAGCAGGCGGAACGAUGUAGCAAUCGAGCAAGAAGAGAAGAUGGCAGCCAAGAUCUCGCAACUGGAGAAGGACAAUGAUGCAUGGCGACAACGUUAUGCUAAGAUCAAGGCACAGAACAAGUCGCUACGAGCAUCCACGAUGGGUCUUGGUCUCCAGACCGGUCUUGAUACUGGAAGUCUGGUACGACAGGAAGGCUUGAUCUCGGAAGGCGGUCUGGUACGAGAUACGGAUGUCACCCGCUUCCAGCUAUCUGUCGACGACCUGCUGAAGACCGCACGACAGCAAAGCACAGAAGCCAUGCUGGAAAGUGUCAAGGCUGUAGUCGUCAGCGUACAGUCGAUAACUUCAGCUGUGCGCACAGAUGGCUACCCGUCGCCAGCGCCGUCACCAUCAAGUCCCGAGACGAACAUGCAGCAAGUACCAAGUGUCGGCAAGCUGAAAGCUAGAGUGACUGGCACAGCCAACAGCCUCAUCACUGCGACAAAGCAGCACGCCGCUUCGCAUGGUCUGUCGCCUGUCGCCCUACUUGACGCCGCUGCCAGCAACCUCACCGCCUCCAUGGUGGAGCUCAUCAAAGCCGCGAAGAUCAGACCCUCGAACAAGUCCGAAUUGGCGGAUCUCGACGCUGUUGAUGAGCUAGGUGCUUGCUACGAUGACAGUCUCUCGCCGACUGGAGGUGCGGGCCCGCUUAGUCUGCAGGUCCCAACAAUUGCCACGGCGACGACUACAACAUCGACCGAGAAGACACUCCCCCAACCACCCCAAGCUGAAGCAAAGAAAGGCACCGGCGGCUGGUUUGGCUGGGCAGGCAAAUGGAACGAUGACCGCUCAGACGACAGCAGCGAUAACGCAAAGGCAGGGCAGCAGACUCAGACACCAACCUCAGCAGCUGCGAAAACGAAUGGCGAGCACGUCCGUGUCCAGCCUCCGGGCCGUGCGUCCACGACCUACACGGACGACAGCGACGGCGAAUACGAUCCAUACCGGUAG
This is a messenger RNA of Fulvia fulva, 2664 nucleotides long. RefSeq lists its product as uncharacterized. Bases 1 to 2664 code for a protein of 887 amino acids. The transcript has a single exon. Gene Ontology annotation, cellular component: actomyosin contractile ring; cell cortex of growing cell tip. Gene Ontology annotation, molecular function: MAP kinase scaffold activity. NCBI's taxonomy places the organism in Eukaryota, Fungi, Ascomycota, Dothideomycetes, Mycosphaerellales, Mycosphaerellaceae. The record is from RefSeq and is a predicted model, not a curated record.